GGUGGGGGCGGGCCCAGGUAGCAGGUUCGGCUGCACUGGUGCUCGCGCGUUGGAGGUAAAUACUAGGGCGGCGGUUGUGGGGCCCCGGUGCCGGCCCGGUAGGCGGGCUAGCGAGACUGGGGAAGGGGCGACGCCCCACCGCCCGAGUUUCUCCCUUUCCAGGGUGAGGACGGUUUUACACAACAACCCGGAGUUCUUUAGUUGAAAGGUGCGCUCUGUUGAAGCAAGGCGUUUUGAUUUGCUGUCUUUUUACAGCAUGGACACCAACUUGCUAAAAACAUGCUUUGGGACUGCCAGUGAAUUUAUCUUUUGUGGUUUUACUACACACUUAGUAGUUCCCUUUUUUUUGAGUUAAUGUUUUGGAGUUAAUAUCACAAUGAGUUCGGGCUUAUGGAGCCAAGAAAAAGUUACUUCACCCUACUGGGAAGAGCGGAUUUUUUAUUUGCUUCUUCAAGAAUGCAGUGUUACAGACAAACAAACACAAAAACUCCUUAAAGUACCAAAGGGGAGUAUAGGACAGUAUAUCCAAGACCGUUCUGUGGGGCAUUCAAGGAUUCCUUCUACAAAAGGCAAGAAAAAUCAGAUUGGAUUAAAAAUUUUAGAGCAACCACAUGCAGUUCUGUUUGUUGAUGAAAAGGAUGUUGUAGAAAUAAAUGAAAAAUUCACAGAGUUACUUUUGGCCAUUACCAAUUGUGAAGAGAGGUUCAGCCUGUUUAAAAACAGAAACAGACUAAGUAAAGGCCUCCAAAUAGAUGUGGGCUGCCCUGUGAAAGUCCAGCUGAGAUCUGGGGAAGAAAAAUUUCCUGGAGUUGUACGCUUCAGAGGACCCUUAUUAGCAGAGAGGACAGUAUCGGGAAUAUUCUUUGGAGUAGAAUUACUGGAAGAAGGUCGUGGCCAAGGUUUCACUGAUGGGAUAUAUCAAGGGAAACAGCUUUUUCAGUGUGAUGAAGAUUGUGGAGUAUUUGUUGCAUUGGACAAGCUAGAACUCAUAGAAGAUGAUGACACUGGAUUGGAAAGUGAUUAUGCAGGUCCAGUGGACACAAUGCAAGUUGAACUUCCCCCUCUGGAAAUAAACUCCAGAGUUUCUUUGAAGCUUGGAGAAACUCUAGAAUCUGGAACAGUUAUAUUCUGUGAUGUUUUGCCAGGCAAAGAAAGCUUAGGAUAUUUUGUAGGUGUGGACAUGGAUAACCCUAUUGGCAACUGGGAUGGAAGAUUUGAUGGAGUACAGCUUUGUAGUUUUGCAAGUGUUGAAAGUACAAUUCUCUUGCAUAUCAAGGAUAUCAUCCCAGAUAGCAUUACACAGGAAAGGAGGCCUCCCAAACUAGCCUUUAUGUCAAGAGGUGUUGGGGACAAAGGUUCAUCCAGUCAUAAUAAACCAAAGGCUACAGGAUCUACCUCAGACCCUGGAAAUAGAAACAGAUCUGAAUUAUUUUAUACCUUAAAUGGGUCUUCUGUUGACUCACAACCACAAUCCAAAUCAAAAAAUUCAUGGUAUAUUGAUGAAGUUGCUGAGGACCCUGCAAAAUCACUUACGGAGAUCUCUUCAGACUUUGGACACGCUUCACCACCACUGCAACCUCCUUCCAUGAACUCACUAUCCAGCGAGAACAGAUUUCAUUCCUUACCAUUUAGUCUGACAAAGAUGCCCAACACCAAUGGAAGUAUUAGCCACAGUCCGCUCUCUCUGUCAGUUCAGUCUGUGAUGGGAGAGCUAAACAAUGCACCUGUGCAGGAGAGUCCACCCUUGGCCGUAUCUUCUGGUAACUCACAUGGCCUGGAAGUGGGCUCGCUGGCCGAGGUUAAAGAGAAUCCUCCUUUCUAUGGGGUAAUCCGUUGGAUUGGUCAGCCACCAGGACUCAAUGAAGUACUAGCUGGACUGGAACUGGAAGACGAGUGUGCAGGCUGUACAGAUGGAACCUUUAGGGGUACUCGAUAUUUCACCUGUGCCCUGAAGAAGGCGCUGUUUGUUAAACUGAAGAGCUGCCGGCCGGACUCUAGGUUUGCGUCCCUGCAGCCAGUUUCCAAUCAGAUCGAACGCUGUAACUCUUUAGCAUUUGGAGGCUACUUAAGUGAAGUAGUAGAAGAAAAUACUCCACCAAAAAUGGAAAAAGAAGGUUUAGAGAUAAUGAUUGGAAAGAAGAAAGGUAUCCAGGGUCAUUACAAUUCUUGUUACUUAGACUCAACCUUAUUCUGCUUGUUUUCUUUUAGUUCUGUUCUGGAUACUGUGUUACUUAGACCCAAAGAAAAGAAUGAUGUAGAAUAUUAUAGUGAAACUCAAGAGCUGCUGAGGACAGAAAUCGUUAAUCCUCUGAGAAUAUACGGAUACGUAUGUGCAACAAAGAUUAUGAAACUGAGGAAAAUACUUGAAAAAGUUGAGGCUGCAUCAGGAUUUACCUCUGAAGAGAAAGACCCUGAAGAAUUCUUGAAUAUCCUGUUUCAUCAUAUUUUAAGGGUAGAACCAUUGUUAAAAAUAAGAUCAGCAGGUCAAAAAGUUCAAGAUUGUUACUUCUAUCAAAUUUUUAUGGAAAAAAAUGAGAAAGUUGGAGUUCCUACAAUUCAGCAAUUAUUAGAAUGGUCUUUUAUCAACAGCAACCUGAAAUUUGCCGAGGCACCAUCAUGUCUGAUUAUUCAGAUGCCUCGAUUUGGAAAAGACUUUAAACUAUUUAAAAAAAUUUUUCCUUCUCUGGAAUUAAAUAUAACAGAUUUACUUGAAGACACCCCUAGGCAGUGCCGGAUAUGUGGAGGGCUCGCAAUGUACGAGUGUAGAGAAUGCUACGAUGACCCUGACAUCUCAGCUGGAAAAAUCAAGCAGUUUUGUAAAACCUGCAACACUCAAGUCCACCUUCAUCCCAAGAGGCUGAAUCAUAAAUAUAACCCAGUGUCACUUCCCAAAGAUUUACCUGACUGGGACUGGAGACACGGCUGCAUCCCCUGUCAGAAUAUGGAGUUAUUUGCUGUCCUCUGCAUAGAAACAAGCCACUAUGUCGCUUUUGUGAAGUACGGGAAAGACGACUCCGCCUGGCUCUUCUUUGACAGCAUGGCCGAUCGGGAUGGUGGUCAGAAUGGCUUCAACAUUCCUCAGGUUACCCCAUGCCCAGAAGUAGGAGAGUACUUGAAAAUGUCUCUAGAAGAUCUGCAUUCCUUGGACUCCAGAAGAAUCCAAGGCUGUGCACGAAGACUUCUUUGUGAUGCAUACAUGUGCAUGUACCAGAGCCCAACAAUGAGUUUGUACAAAUAAACGGGGUCAUCUGGACAGGUGCAGAAACCCAAUGCACAAUUUUAAUGUUGCAUUUCACGCGAGCUGGCAGAUUUGUUCAACGUCCAUUGCCGGCAAUGGAUGUCUUUGUGGUGAUGAUCCUUCAGAAGAGGAUUCCUGCGUUUAAAAACAAAUUGCUUUUGUGUUACUAAAGUAUUUAAUAAGAAGCAUUUUGCACUCUAGAAAGUAUGUUUGUGUUGGUUUUUUAAGAUGCCUAAAUGAAGUUAUUAAUACCUGAAGCUUUAAGUUAAGUGCAUUGAUCAUAAGAUAUUUUUGGAAGCAUAAAAUUUUAAUUGUGACAGUUUAAAACCUCUUUUAGUCCAUUGAGAAUGUAAAUAAAUGUGUCUUCUUUAUGGACCAAGGAUAUGAAAUCAUUUUUCCCUUGUAGCUGAUGGUUGCCUUGAGGAGGAUAUAUUUUGGUUUUAUUAAGAGUCUACUUUCAAUCCAGUUAUUAAAGUUGUACUGAGUUUGAUUUGUUAAUUCUUCCCUGUAUAGUGCUGAUUCCUGCAUGUCUGAAAUCUGCUGAGUUUCUGUGUUUCUGCAGUAGUGGUCAGAAAAGUAUUUAAAUUCCCUUAGUGGUGUUUUCUAUUUGUUCUGGUUUUGAGAUAAAUGAGUGAUUUUGUCAUAAAAUGUCCAUUUUUGAUGUAGUUUUCCUGGAGGAUUAACGUAUACAGCAAUUGAAGCUCUAAAUUCAUAGUAGUAACUGUCAGCUAACAGCUUUUUUUUUAAGGCUCUCUAUUUUAUGCAACAGGGCACAGUAAGUUUUAUUAAAGCGUUGGGGUGAUAAAUAUAUUCCUACACAAAUAUAUAUGGUUCAUAAGAAAAUUAAUUUGGCAUAUAGAAUCACUCAUUAAAAUUUCCCUGAAGAGAUGUAUUGGAUAUCUAAACCUCUACUAUUUUAGAUAAGACUGUCCAGAACUUAGAUCAGUACCUGCAUUAAAUUCCAUCUGAUUUCCCUUGAGAUAAUGACAAUUACGAAUCAGAUAUUUUAUUGAAAUGUUAGCAGCAGCUUUGCCUUCCUCCUGAUUAGAUAAGUAGAAGAUGGGUGUUUUUGUAGCUAAUAUCCGUAGUGUGUGUCUGUUGUAGACUAGAAGCAUUGGCUGUAAAUGUAAGUGCUGUGGGAUGUGUUGUAUGGCGUCAUCGUCUCUCUGGAAUGACUUCCCAACCACGUGGAAAGGCAGACGCUGUCACGUGUGUCUAGCAUAUGACUUCAUAAAACAUUGAAUGUCCAAAAAAAGGGAAAGAAUCCUUGCAAACCCUGCAAUUGUUUCUUUUUCAAGUCACGUUUACUUUUUGGUUCUGUCAUUCCAUUUUCCUAAUAUUUAUUAGCUUUAUAAAUCAUAAUAAGGUACAAAAAGUU
This is a messenger RNA of Mesoplodon densirostris (Blainville's beaked whale), 4616 nucleotides long. RefSeq names its product CYLD lysine 63 deubiquitinase (gene CYLD). Gene Ontology annotation, molecular function: K63-linked deubiquitinase activity; cysteine-type deubiquitinase activity. Gene Ontology annotation, biological process: regulation of mitotic cell cycle; regulation of intrinsic apoptotic signaling pathway; necroptotic process. The transcript is spliced from 18 exons. NCBI's taxonomy places the organism in Eukaryota, Metazoa, Chordata, Mammalia, Artiodactyla, Ziphiidae. Gene Ontology annotation, cellular component: cytosol. The record is from RefSeq and is a predicted model, not a curated record. The coding region runs from base 377 to 3238 and encodes 953 amino acids.